GGAAGUUCACGUUUUUUUGCUUUUGCAACCAAAUAAAAUUAGUUUUUUACGACUUCAACGCGAGAAUUUGUUAGCUGAAACAACAGACAUGUUACAGCAUAUUCAAACAACCUUGUCGAAGUGCAUUUAUCACAAUCUUAUCCCCAAGAAAAGAUUAUGUAGCGAAUCGGUGGUUCAAAUUUCACGAGUUUUGUCCUGCGUACAGGGUAUUCCAAAAACCAUGCAGGCGAGAUAUUUGGUGUACUGCAGGGUAACGAAGAAUUCUCCACAUGUCUCUUUGAGCGUUUUCAGGGAGGAUCCUUUCAAGAACAUAUUGAGCAUACCGGUAGAUGGGAAUGGAAAGAAUGAUAGAAGGCAAGGACGAAAAGAUGCAGGUGGAAACUCCUGUGGGCCACUGCUUGCUAUGGGAGCCUUCUCACUCUUUGGUCUGUUCAAGAAGGAGGAAAUUAACAACACGGUGGUUAAGAUUCACCAAGCUCGCAUUGCACAUGAGGAAUUGAAAUUUGAGGAGGCAGAAAGACUUUAUCAUGAAGCACUUGAUCUCCUGAUUGAAGACAGAAAAGGUAUGGCCCUUGAAGAGAAAGAGUUUCUUGAGAAGCGAACUGUGAUUAUCAAUGGUUUAGCAAACCUUGCUCUCAUUUCUGGCCGUAUUCGUGUAGCUGAGGAACUUUUUAAAGAUUGUAUGAAAGGGAUGAUAUUGUGUGGAAUGGAACAGACUGACAAUGCAAUUGUGGAAUGCUCAUUGAAAAUCUCAAAUGUUUAUGCUCAGCAGAAACGAUUUGCUGAAGCAAUGGCAGGUUAUAAAUUUUGUGUUAGAACUCAGGAGAAAAAGUUGACUGACAAGGAAGCUGAAGCAGUGGAUGUGGAUACUCUAGCAUUGUAUGGAUUGAGUUUGGACAACUAUGCCAGGUUUUUGAUUUCAAGGAAAGAAUUCGCAGAGGCUGAAAAAUGCUUAAAACAGGCUCUGGUUGUGUCUGAGCAGCUAAGUCUGAUGGGUGAGGAGGCUGAACAAAUCACUUUGGUGAUUCUGAACAAUUUAGCAACCCUUUUCCUGCAUAGGAAUGAUUAUGAUAACGCUCAGAAAAACAUGGAAAGAGCUGUCAGUCUUGCUGAAAAGGCUAAGUUGCCAGAGUUGGCUGCGUACUACUGUAAUCUUGGCUCAAUUUAUGUAUACAAAUCGAGGUUUGAUGAGGCAGCCAAACUCUGCCAAAUGUCAAAGAGUCUUGCUGCGAAGAGAAAGGACAGUGAAACUGUGUCCAUGGCUGAUUUAUGCCUCCAGGAAAUAGACACUCAAAAAAAGAAAUUAAAAAAGAAAUGAAGUGAAAUGGCGGUCUCAACAGACUGUUCACAAUACUGCUUAUGUAUUUCAAGUACAGUAUGUGCAUGUAUUCAAUGACUGGGUGCAGCACUACACAGGGGAGUAAAAGGAAUUGCUAGUUUGUAACUUUCCUUGUGGCUUGAUGACUGUUUCUUGAACCCUGUAUGCUUGUAAGGUACAAUAUGAUCAGUUUGAUAAAGACGUUUUUAGAUAGA
Messenger RNA from Lineus longissimus, 1533 nucleotides. Its product is annotated as tetratricopeptide repeat protein 19, mitochondrial-like. Bases 89 to 1318 code for a protein of 409 amino acids. Gene Ontology annotation, biological process: mitochondrial respiratory chain complex III assembly. The record is from RefSeq and is a predicted model, not a curated record. Lineage: Eukaryota; Metazoa; Nemertea; Pilidiophora; Heteronemertea; Lineidae. The transcript has 3 exons. Gene Ontology annotation, cellular component: mitochondrial inner membrane. Gene Ontology annotation, molecular function: protein binding.